This is a messenger RNA of Magnusiomyces paraingens, 420 nucleotides long. RefSeq lists its product as uncharacterized. The record is from RefSeq and is a predicted model, not a curated record. Bases 1 to 420 code for a protein of 139 amino acids. NCBI's taxonomy places the organism in Eukaryota, Fungi, Ascomycota, Dipodascomycetes, Dipodascales, Dipodascaceae. Gene Ontology annotation, cellular component: mitochondrion. Gene Ontology annotation, molecular function: oxidoreductase activity. The transcript has a single exon.
AUGUACAGUGCAUUUCAUAAACUCAAGGGCGCCGUGACUCUUUUCCAUGCUCCCAAAUCUGCCAUCUCCAACUCUCUUGUCAACUACAUCAAGACAAAGUUCCCCAAAGCUACUCAAUCCGAUUUCACAGUUGAUAUUACCGAAUCUGUACCAACACCAGAGCAAUGGCGCAUCAUCGCUCAUAGCAAGUCCUUACAAGGCUCUUCUCAAGGUGCACCCGAAGCUCGUUCCAUAAUUGAGGAAGCAUCCAAGCUGGGUGGCUUUGAGGAUAAGAGUAAAGCUGAAGUUGACCAUUCUGGUGUCAUUAGCAAGGUAAUUAAAAUUAACAAGUACCCUAUUUUAGUUGAUUGGGAUACUGGUAAAGUUGCCAUUGAUAACGAGGCCCAGGCUAAAGAAAUUCUCCAGGCCAAAUUUGAUUAA